This is a messenger RNA of Venturia canescens, 3364 nucleotides long. Its product is annotated as poly(U)-specific endoribonuclease homolog. NCBI's taxonomy places the organism in Eukaryota, Metazoa, Arthropoda, Insecta, Hymenoptera, Ichneumonidae. The transcript is spliced from 7 exons. Gene Ontology annotation, molecular function: RNA endonuclease activity. The record is from RefSeq and is a predicted model, not a curated record. The coding region runs from base 343 to 2748 and encodes 801 amino acids.
GCGAUAACACUGAACACCGAGGGGUCACUUCGAAGAUUCGCUCUCAGUGUUGGAGUUCAAUUUUUAUUCACCGAUCUAUCCACAACGAGACACAACGAAGCUUUCAAUGUGUCGGAAUAUCGAAACGGAAACUCCAACAAAAAUAAUAAAGCAGUUCGAGUAAAGGUUCGGAGAUAAGGCAACUACGAGAGCUAAAGGAAAGAGCGUGGGACAAGACGAUUCGAAGAAUUUGAGGGAACGAAGGAAUUCAUAUAAAAUUAAGCAGAGACGACUCGUUCCCGUCAGUUGCAACUUUUCUCUCGUUCGUGCUUGGUGAAAAGUGUUUCCAAUCGUUCUCCUACGAUGAUUACUUCGAGGAGACUCGCAUGUGCGUCUUUCCUGUUAAUUACGUUAUUGGCUAUCAAUUUUGCUUCGAUUGAGGCGAGACGAUUCAGCAGCGGUGGACGAUCGAGGUCGUCAGGCUCCGGAAGAAAUACCGGUCGAGUCUCCUCUCCAAGGCAACCUGUUUACAUACCGAAAACGCCGGUUUACGUGCCCAAACCUCCAGCUCACGUGCCGCCGAGACAACCAACGUCGUCCGGAACGAGUUUUCCACAGCCUCAUACACCCCACAAUCCAGGUUCAACCAGUGGAAAAGACAGCAGUCACAUACUCAUUAAUGCGGAAGGCGGUGGUCGACCUCGGCCAGGCUCAGGAUCGAAUGAUAAGAAACCACAGUCUGCGCCUCAUCAACCUUCGGCACCGUACGACUCCCCGGUACAGAAAGUAAAUGCAGGACACGUACAGAGCGGAGCUCCAACUAAUGGUUCACCGAAUCCAAGCGGCAGUUACCCGCCGUGGGCGAAUCCAUCGGCGAAUCCUCAAGGUUCGAUUCCAAGUGCCCCGCACAUUCCGAGCCAGCCUCACGGAACGGGAUUCCCGAGUUCGCCGUACAAUCCAUCAUACCCGAGUCAAGGGAAGCCGGGAUCAGGACCACUGACGUCAGCCCCUUAUCCGCCAACGCAUCCCGCCGGUCCCAUAGCGCAUCCCAACGUCGUCUCAGCGCCCCAUCCGAAUACGUAUCCACAUCCAAAUGCGCCAUAUCCUAGUGCACACCCCCAAGGAAUGCCGAUGCCAUCCGCGCCCCACAUCGGUUUCGGGAACAACGCUCCUCAUCAGCCAAUCGGAGCUCCGCAGCAUUAUCCUUCCGUUGGUUCUUCCCCGAUGCAGCCUCAUGGUGGAUACUCGCCGCCACCUACCAUCGUCCACAAUCAUUACAACGCUCCACCGAUCGGCACUCCACAAAAUCCAGCAGGACAGCCCAUGUACGGGCACCAACCGGCCUACGGCGGUGGCCCUGUCCCGAUGGGACAGCCUUACGUUCCCGGACAAACUGUCGUCGUUCUUCCAAACCAACAAAGCCAGGACAGCGGUCGUGGCCUCGGUCAACUCUUCAAAGAGGCUCUCGUUUACUCCACCGUCAACGCCGGCGUCAACAGGAUCAUUAACGGCGCUCCCCAUCAUCAUCACGACGGUUAUUCCUCUUCACAACCGGCCGCCCAACCUGCCGCAGCCUCUACGACCUCCACGGUCACCAACACCGUUAUUUACAAUCAAUAUGGCACCCCGAACCCCGGUGCGAACGGAAUACCCGCUCAAGGCCAGCCCGCGGCCUCCGCUACACCCGGAAACUCCGCUGGAACUUCCCUUCCCAGUUUCCCAAGUGGAAACCCCAAUUCUGGCUCACCGACCGGCUCCCCCAGCUCCAAUCCCUCAACAGUCACCGAUGGACACCCCAAUCCUAGUUUUCCUCAUCCUGGCGCUAACCCCACUUCGGGUACGCAGAAUCCCGGCCAAACUGGCACUCCGAGCAACCCACUAAAUUCCAACAAUCCUGCUCCCCAGUCCGGAACCCCUUCGGUCGCUCGUACGAAUAACACGAACAAUGAGACCGCUCCCCCAGCUCCGGAAUUCGUUUAUUUCAUUUCUAACGAGGAAUUGUGGAAUCUUACCGAAAGUCUCUUCGCCAAAGAUGAGAUCAAAGCCAACCAAUAUGUUCGGAUGAAUCUACAAAAACGAUCGGUCAAUCCGAAUGUCACUGACGAAGCUCCUCAACGGCUCCUCAACGUACGUGACGAAGCUUACGCUCUGCCAACGAUCCAAGCGGUUCGUGAAAUGUACGACAACUACGAAUACGAUUCAGAAACAAAGGAAAUUUCAAAUUCGGACAAGCGCCGUCAGGAAAACGUGUUUCUCGAUACUCUAUUAAACACAAACAUAAUGACAACAGCGAUGAAAUGGUUGUCGAACAAGGGCUACGUCGAGUCCGAUGAUUUCGAGUGGAAAGAUACCCUCCGCCAUAUUUGGCUGAGCAAAGUGAACGGCGCGACUUGCGGUUUCGAGAGAAUUUUCUUAGCCGAAAAAUAUCCUGGGCCGAGUGUGAUUGGUGCUCAAAAUUGGAUCUACUUUGAUUCUCGAGAAUGGCUGCGAAAAAUCAAUUACAUGAGCUACGUCGACAAAGUCGAUUUGGGCGACAAAGCAACGCUUGUGAAGAUAAACUUCAAAAUCGACGACGUUCCGAAAGCAAACACAACGAUGUUGGUCGGCACUCCACCCGAAUUGGAAAUGGCCCUGUACACUGUUUGCUACUACGCAAGGCCGAACGAUUUCUGCUCGGUGUCGCUCAACGGAACGAAGUUCAACAUUUACACGCACUCUUUUCGUUACUUUGGCAAAGACGUGAUGGAUCUCGGCCUCAUGUUCUUUUAGUCUCAUAAAACCAAAACUUCAGCACUGAAAAAUAAGGCGAAAGUAGGAAAUGAUUAACAAGUUUUUUCAUUGUUAUGAAAUUUCAAUAAUUAUCUCACGAAAAUUCUACACAUUGUAGAUAUACGCGUCAACUUAGCUGUCAUGAAAACAAAUGAAACAAAAGAGUAGAGAUUUGCGCGAUAACGAAUGAAACCGGAAGUCCGCACGAAUCGAGGCAUCACUCGUGGAUUCAUUGUCGCUCGAUCGUUGCGCAAUUCGCGUUCAAAUCACGCCCCUCAUUUCGACUUCAUUUUCUUCACCGCUCUUUGCAAUUCGUAGUUGUCCCUUCUACCUCUGCUCAUCGGUGCAACGUACCCUCGAGGUUUAACCAAAGAUCCAAAGUUGAGUUUGACCUUGGAAAAAAAUGAGGAAAGAACGUUAUUCAUUUUUUGACCGUUUUAUGCUUCUGGGCGGAAAUAAAUCGUGUUUCUCUUUCCCAGAAACGUGCCGGAAAAUCAUAAAAUACGAUUGUUCACGUAAACGUGGAACGAUGGAAUGAUUUUGUACGAAAUUUAUCGAUAUUAUUUUGUAAGAAACGUUGAUACGCUGAUGAUUUAAAUAAAGAGAAAAAAGUAAA